GCGAAGGCAGAGCCGCUUCAGUGCACCUGCCUGCCGGGCUGCUCUGAGGAUCUUCUACCUGGGCUCCCCUCGCCGCUCCUCUUCAGCGGAUCAGCGUCUUUGCCGUCGAUCCACCUGGGUCCCGCCAUGGAGGGGUUGCGGGGUGGCCUGAACCUCGCCGGGCUCCUGUCGUUGCUGCUCGUCGCCGGCGUCAUGAAAGAGGCCAGCGCACAAAUGUUGUGUGGGGUGCCUGCCCUGGGACGGAUCGUGGGCGGUUCUAAUGCUCAAAAUGGACAGUGGCCAUGGCAGGCCAACCUGAACUUCAAUGGUCAUCAUGCCUGUGGGGCAACCCUCAUUGCCCCCCAGUGGUUGGUUUCAGCUGCACAUUGCUUCCCAAAGGGGAAUGACAUCCAGUUGUAUGAAGUGACCCUGGGGUCCUACCAGCUGAAAAACCCCUCGCCAGAUAUCCAAGUGACGCAAAUAGACCAAGUGGUUAAGCAUCCUGAUUUCAAUGAAGACGAAGGCUCUCAAGGAGACAUUGCCCUGGUGAAACUCAAAGACUCAAUUCCGUAUUCUCGGACCAUACGACCGAUCUGCCUGCCUGCCUCUUCAGUCAGCUUCCCGCAAGGCAUGACGUGCACCGUCACAGGCUGGGGGAAUGUCCAUGAAUCUACGAGCCUCCCCUCGCCCAUGACGCUACAACAACUUGAAGUGCCCAUCAUUGGUCUGGACACCUGCAGGUGCCUGUACAGAAGGAAUCCAGAUCCCGAGGAGUCCCACACCCUCCACCGUGACAUGAUGUGUGCUGGCUUUGUAGAAGGCAAGAAGGAUGCCUGUCAGGGUGAUUCCGGAGGUCCCCUUUCCUGUCUCGUGGACAACGCCUGGUUCCUGGCUGGCGUCGUGAGCUGGGGAUCCAGCUGUGGGGCUGCCAACAGACCUGGUGUUUACAUCCGCCUUCCUUUCUAUGCCGACUGGAUUAAGGAAAAAGUUCCAGAAGUACAGCUUCAGCAAGUGGCAGUCCCUACAAAGGCAGCCCCGGAAGAGGCCUUAUGUUCCAAUUCUACAGGAGGGGGAGGCCCCUAUGAUGACAUCCAAUCCUCACCAGGCUGGAACCGGCCCCUCAGCCCAGGCAAGAUCCCUCCCAGCAGUUCUGUUUCCCUAGCCUGCUGGGUUGGUCUACCACUUCUUCUUCUCCUCCUCCAGACCUGCCUGUGGUAAUUUUCCACUCCCACCCAAAAUUGCGCAGGGAAUGUGGUUGUCUUCCUAUUUUUAUCCUCCCUAUUUCAUAGCCUGCUGUGCUUCAAGCUUUCUCUUUGCAUGCUGGGCCGAGAAGGCAGAGUGAUUCAGUUGGGACGUGGUACUGUACCUACCCAAACUGCCUCUCAGGUGAUCAUUGAGUGUGUAUUUUGUAAAUCCACUUUUGGUCUUGGCCUAGCAUACGGCUUUUUAAAAAGUUCACUAUUUCACUCCUAUUCCUGGCUUUUACUCGGAGGAUCUAAUUCAUAAUUUUCCGAGUGUGUCUAUUUUUUGCCCCUUUCCCAUUUCCUUUCCCUGGCCUUUUUUUAAAAUCAUAGUUGGAUACAAAUCUGUAAUAAACCUGUUUUUUUUUUUUUUUGCUGUGGACAUAAUUUCAUAAAUUAGUGGGAGCCUAGUGUCCUUUUUAGGCAAAUUCCUGAACUGCGUUUGAAUAUGAGUAAUCCCUCUGUUGAGUAGUUGGCACCCUUCUCCCAUUGCAUUCCUUGCAUACGUUUUGAAACGUGAUCGGUUUCAAGACAGCUUCCACUCUGUCCAGUUCCUCCUUUCCUGCUCAUAAUGUGAAUUCUCUUGUAGCCUUCCUAACAGUUGCUGUGAAGACAAGGUCCUCCACAAUAGUUGGACGUUAUUCAAGGACCAAAGUUGAGCCCUUUGAAGAGAAUCGGUCAGCUGAAUCCUUUCUUCCUUAGGAUUUAAUUGAGAUCGCCGUCUGAUGUCUUGCCCAAGGGAGAACAGUAUAAUGUGCCUUAAUGUAAUUUCUCCCACUUAAAGAUCAUUGCCUUGCCAAGUAGACAAUGACAUUAGUUAACUUGGAUGGUGAGAGGAUUUUUACAGGGUUAGCAGUUCUGCUGUCUUAGGUUGUCAUGGUCUCAGCUUAUGUGAAACAGAUCAAGGAUGUUAUUAAAGUACAAUGCAACCACUGAGCUCUGAAAAAGGGAUAUAUUCGAUAGCAGGGGUCUCCAACCUUGGCAACUUUAAGCCUGGAGGACUUCAACUCCCAGAAUACUCCAGCCAGCAAAGCUGGCUGGGGAAUUCUGGGAGUUGAAGUCCUCCAGGCUUAAAGUUGCCAAGGUUGGAGACCCCUGUUCUAUAGGACCACUUCCGCCCAUGUUUGGGUUUACUUGACCCUUCCCCCCCCCACUUCUGGGCUCUCUAUGUGACUUGGUAUUUACCCACCUCUCCUUCUGGCUCACAGACUGAAUAAAAGGAGGCUCGGCAGGGGUGCUGGGACUUUGAAACUAACCUGCUGCCUUUUGAUCUUUGGCUGGGGGAUUAGGCCCACUUCUGUGUGCUGCUAGCCUUGCAGUUUUGCCUGAUUUAAGGCGAAAUUGUGCAGGGGUGGAAAUGCAUCCUCUGGAUGUUUCCGCUGUAUAAUUUAUGAACCCCUCCAAGGUGGGAUGAGGGCAGAGAUUCUGGGAUGUUCUUACGUGUGUGGACACCUCAGGUCAAGAGAUACCGUCAGUUUUUGUUCUGUGUCACCAAUUGUCAGCCUGACAGAUUUAUGGAGCAGCACGGACCCUGAUGUGAAGGCGAUGAAGGAGACCACUUGUUUCCAAGUAUGCUUGGACAGAAAUAUCUGCUAGCAUGGACGCAGAAUUAAAUGGAGUGGGACUGAUGAUUGAAAUUGCCCUCUUUGGGUGAAAAGAGGAUUGCAACUUUAUUUAGGUAAUUUAUGUUUGCACACACUUAAAAAAAAAACCUAAUGUACGGAUCAUCUUUUAAGGAAGGACUGAAAUCAGUUGUUCUUUUUGAAAUGAAGGGUUUUAAAUAAAACAGUAAUUCUACA
Molecule: messenger RNA, 3019 nt
Organism: Ahaetulla prasina
Lineage: Eukaryota; Metazoa; Chordata; Lepidosauria; Squamata; Colubridae
Gene: PRSS8
Product: serine protease 8
Exons: 6
Coding region: 127-1197 (356 amino acids)
Biological process (GO): proteolysis
Molecular function (GO): serine-type endopeptidase activity
Source: RefSeq, a predicted model, not a curated record